Molecule: messenger RNA, 1239 nt
Organism: Psylliodes chrysocephalus
Lineage: Eukaryota; Metazoa; Arthropoda; Insecta; Coleoptera; Chrysomelidae
Source: the annotation of a GenBank genome assembly
AGCAAGUAGAACUCCUAUUCUUCUUUAUAACUACUCCUCGCCAACAAUACGGUUUUAGCCUAGAUUUUGGGGAACCAUGAACUGUACUCCUAUGAAAUUAUACAGUAGAAAAGAUGGUACAAAAUCCAAUUUUAAAGAACAAUGUCGAAAGUGCUGUGAAGAAACAGAUUAUCAUUCUUCGAAAAAUUAUGGAUAUUCAUUAUCGUUUGUAAGGAAACUUCUUGAAGAUCCUCGAGAAUAUCCCAAGAUAUCGGUUAAAACAAUAAAAUUACCCGAGAAUGCAAUUUGCUAUAACUCAGGUUGUUCUUUAGAUAAAUGGUCGAAGAAGAAGCCUAGAUUGAAAUCUGCAAAUAAAAAAGGACCACACAAUAACGCCGAAGUCUUAGACGAAAACGCGUAUGAUAUUACUGAAAUUUUAGAUUCGUUAGGUAAUUUAGAUACUACAAAAGAAGAUUCAAACAGUUUCGAAAUGAAUUCAGAUAUUGAAGAACUUUGGCGAAAAUCGCAAAAUAAAGAGGAAAGUUAUCAAGUUGAGAAUAAAAAACAUCACAAGUUAUCUAAAAAACACAUGAAGCGCAAAUUGAAAAAAUGCAUUAAAUUUUCAUUUUCGAAACCUCCAAGUCCACAAACAGAACAAGUAAUUAGGAUUGAUAUUUCCUCUACAAUUUCAGUUAAUACAUUGAAGAAAACUGAACAACCUACAGGUAGUGUCAACAAAAGUGCAUUGAAGAUAAAAAGAGAUAAUCACAACAUGAUUCCGCCUAGUGAAAGACAGGAACAUGAAGAACAUAAUUUCGUAAUUUGUUGCAGUCAGUUACCAGUUGAACGCAAAGCAGCUAUUGCAAUAAUGCCUUAGUGAAUUUGACCCAACCAGCAAUUAAUUGUUUUUUUAAAAGGAAUUUAAACAAGAUAGAAAUACUUUGCUGCCGAUGCAUCAGCGGUGGAAAGCUAGAUGAUGGUGUCUCAAAAAAAGCCGUAGUAGAAAAUGCUAACAAAUUUGAUUAGAAAAUUAACUCUAUACAAGGCUUCAUGGCUCAAGUGGUUAAGCGCUUAACUUUCGAUUUUGCGAUCGGGUACAAUUCCUGAUAAAUGUAAUAUUUUUUUUAUAUAUAAAAAAUAAAAAUUGCUGUUUGUCUAAUUUAAAUACCAUUUUAUUUAUAACAUAACUCCUAUAACUAGACAAUCUGUUAAUAUUUCAGCUAUUUAUUUUAUAUUAUUUUAAUAGAGGAUCAGGAUCAG